Molecule: messenger RNA, 154 nt
Organism: Dentiscutata erythropus
Lineage: Eukaryota; Fungi; Glomeromycota; Glomeromycetes; Diversisporales; Gigasporaceae
Source: the annotation of a GenBank genome assembly
CUCCCCAGGUUGAAUCUGGUAACAACAUAAAUGAAAUAAAUAAAGAAGAUGAAGCAUCUGAUCCAAGAUCAGGAGAUAACUUAGUUGAAAUAGGUGAAACGAAGAAGUAUUUGAUUCAGAAAUUUGCCAGUCUUGUAAACAAAAAGUUGAAGCC